This is a messenger RNA of Medioppia subpectinata, 459 nucleotides long. NCBI's taxonomy places the organism in Eukaryota, Metazoa, Arthropoda, Arachnida, Sarcoptiformes, Oppiidae. The record is from the annotation of a GenBank genome assembly.
CUGCACUCGACAGCAUUGCCAGAGUAUAAGACGGCUGCCUUCAAGAAGUCACGGCUUGUUCUCUCCCAUUACGGCAUGUUUAAGACGUGCUGGGAUUGGCUCAUACUUAUAGCCACUUUCUAUGUGGCCAUAAUAGUGCCGUACAGCGCAGCCUUCAGGCACCGACACGCCGAUGAAGUGCCCGACAGGAAAACCAUUAUCACUGAUAUAGGCGUCGAAAUUGUGUUUAUUUUUGAUAUAAUAAUGAACUUUCGGACCACAUUUGUGAACAAGAAGGGCGAAGUUGUGGCCAAAUCUAAAUCAAUUGCCAAACACUAUAUGCGCGGGUGGUUUGGGAUUACGCCAUUAAUACAUUUACUAAAACUGACGCGACUGUUACGACUGGCCCGGCUAUUGCAGAAAAUGGAUCGAUACUCUCAGUUCAAGUUUCAAAGGCGCGAAGAAUAUCUUUAUGUCAAC